Messenger RNA from Wasmannia auropunctata (little fire ant), 406 nucleotides. RefSeq names its product cytochrome P450 4C1-like. The transcript is spliced from 3 exons. The coding region runs from base 63 to 374 and encodes 103 amino acids. Gene Ontology annotation, molecular function: oxidoreductase activity, acting on paired donors, with incorporation or reduction of molecular oxygen; iron ion binding; monooxygenase activity. The record is from RefSeq and is a predicted model, not a curated record. NCBI's taxonomy places the organism in Eukaryota, Metazoa, Arthropoda, Insecta, Hymenoptera, Formicidae.
GAUCUGUAUCUCGUGAAGGUUUAAUAACUGAUUCUGAUAUUAGAGAAGAAGUCGACACUUUUAUGUUUGAGGGUCAUGAUACUGUUGCGACGGCUCUAUGUUUUAUUUUGGCAUUAUUAGCUGAGCAUAAAGACAUUCAGGAUCGUGUCAGAAACGAAAUCGAUAUUGCUAUACAAGAGAAUGGGAAGAAAUUUACUAUGAAAUUAUUGCAACAACUAUCAUAUUUAGAGAGAUGUGUAAAAGAAGGAUUGCGCUUAUAUCCCAGUGUUUAUUUUAUAUCACGCUUUACUGCAGAGGAUGUAAAAUUACGUACGUAUCAAAUUAAAUAUUUUCUUAUUUUUAAAAUUAUUCAAAUUUUAAAUAAAAUUACUUAAUGUAUCAACAAAUGUUAGAACUAAAUGUAAGU